This is a messenger RNA of Pungitius pungitius (ninespine stickleback), 1319 nucleotides long. Its product is annotated as hydrocephalus-inducing protein homolog. Gene Ontology annotation, cellular component: axoneme. NCBI's taxonomy places the organism in Eukaryota, Metazoa, Chordata, Actinopteri, Perciformes, Gasterosteidae. The transcript has 7 exons. Gene Ontology annotation, biological process: cilium movement; axonemal central apparatus assembly. The coding region runs from base 1 to 750 and encodes 249 amino acids. The record is from RefSeq and is a predicted model, not a curated record.
AUGUUGGGAAGAAGCCUGAGGAGGCUGGUAAGAAGCAAACACGGAGGAGAUGUGGACAGUAAUCUGUUGCCUGAACAGCUAUUGGUUGACAUCCUGGCAGAAAGAUUUCAGUUAAGCGACUGUCACCGCGGCAUCGUGAUUGACGGCCUGGAGUCUGUGUAUGCUCAAUCGGCAGCAAGCGUGCUGCAAAUUAUUCUCAAGGCCCUUGAUAACCGCAAACGCAUCUUUGUAGUCAACCUGAGUGACUCGUACGACGCCCUGAAGGCACGAGAGGAAGCACAGAGAGAAGCCAAGGAGGCUCUGGAGAAAGAGAAAGCUGAAAUGGAGGAGCCGUGGUUGCAGGAGCUGGAUGAUGAGGAGUACGACGCUCUGCCCGAGGAGAAGAAGGAGCAUAUUGAUCAGCGACUAACAGAGAAGGAGCUCGGGCAGGAAGAAAAGAGGCUUCAGGAGGAGAUGACAAGGCUGAAGGAAGAAGAAUUGAACAACAAAAAGGGAGGAAAAAUGACUCUUAAAGAAGUGUCAAAGGAGAAGAGCACACUGGAGAGGAAGCAGACAACAGCUGCAGUCAAUGUUGUGCCGACGUCUGGCUCUAACAACUCCAAAAAAAUACGAGUGGUUGAAAGAAAGCAGCUUCCAUUAAACAAAGGUGCCAGCAGAUCGCAUCGGAGGAAAGAAGCCAAGCGAUUACAAGCAGAAUCUUCUGUGCCUGCAGACAAGCUUCAUGUCAUGUCAAAUUCUUUUUUCAGAUAAGGACACAAAAAUUCCAGCAAAAAUGGAGACAAAUGCAUUUUGUAUUACUCAAAAAGUAGACUUCUUUCCCUUUGUAUUUGCACUCUUGCAGCUCUUAAAAGCUAAAAUUGUUCUUACUAUCAAACGUUGCUCUGAAUACUAGAAAUAUAAACAACCAUUCAGUGUCCUAUGACAACAUCUCGAGUAAGAUGCUUACAACCUGUAAGAGCCAUUAUGCUCUCUUUUUGACUGUUGUAGUUCCACUGGAGAACACUGGGUGGAGUAUGGGUUUAAGGUGUAUGUAGAUAAUCAGGGAGCAAGGGAAGCCAGGUGUUGGGUUUAAGGUGUAUAUAGAUAAUCAGAGAGCAAGGGAAUGGGGGUGUUGGGGAAGCAAACAGUUUUUGACCGUGAGGAUCAAGCGUGAGGAUCAAGGGUGAGGAGCAAGAGUCAUGGUGCAUCAGAACUAUGGAUUGUAACAUGUUUGAGCAUCAGAACUGAGCAAAAAAUAAAGAAGAUAAAAUGCAGUAUUGGACUGGAACUGGAAUCAUUUGGAACCACGCGUCAGAUAGCCCUACAAAACACCUCUACUA